This is a messenger RNA of Mycosarcoma maydis (corn smut), 1362 nucleotides long. RefSeq lists its product as uncharacterized. The record is from RefSeq and is a predicted model, not a curated record. The transcript has a single exon. Bases 1 to 1362 code for a protein of 453 amino acids. NCBI's taxonomy places the organism in Eukaryota, Fungi, Basidiomycota, Ustilaginomycetes, Ustilaginales.
AUGACCAAGACGCGCGGCAAGAAGAACGCCCACACCGGAAGCGUUCGAGGUAAAACACCUCCUGUUGAGCCUCAAGCCGUCUCAGCACCACCGCCCGUUGAUCGCGAACAGCGGAUCAUUAGCAAUGAACCUUUUCAUCCAGCGAACGAUUCACCUCGCACCAAACAAGCCAAACAGUCGGUCAACAGGCUCAAGCAGCUUGACAUAUGGGAUCCUCUAACAUCGGUCCACCGCAAGCUUUGCAGCCUGGACGAUCCCGACUUUACCACAAACGCCACUACUUUUGUCGAUCUCAUUUUCAAAGCGCAUGCAGAGUUGAAGGACAUCAUACCUGAGUUCAAGAGUAUCACAGACAAACCGCGCCUAGCCACGGUGGCUCGCAACGUUUACUCGAAUCUUGCCGCGGAAAUUGCCUCCUACAGUGAUGUGGACAAGGCACUGUCACUUGUGCUUGUUCACGUUGCACGUACCUUGCCGGCCCCUAAGCUAAGCCAAGAAGAUAUCGAAGACAACGCUCAUACCUCAGCCCAAUUUGGCUGUGCCUAUUACGGUAAUACGCCAGACCGCUUCCUCGAGUCUGUCACUGAACACGAUCGGAAGUUCAACGAGCUUGAUCCAAGCAAAGGUAAAAUUUAUCUUCGAGGCACUUCAAUCGUCCAGUCAAGCGGCACCGGCAAGUCGCGCAUGGUCUAUGAAUGUCGACAUCGAACUCCUCUUCUCUAUGUCUGCGUCCGACCAACUACCGCCGAUGGAUUGGCCAUGAAAGGCUAUCCCCUCGCUGAUCGUGGUGUCCGUGCCUUUUUCGAAGAGGCUCAGAAGACCCACAAGGAUCUGUGUAACCUUCAGAUUGCCUGUUUCCUCGGUGCUUGGUUCUCGGAGCUUGCUCAACGCCUCGCCAAACUGCCUACUCAGCAGCAAAAACACGACUAUCUGAUGCAGCUCAACCGUCUCGAUAACAAUGCUGGUGAGAAUCCUCAACGCAUCGACUUUUUCCUAACCGUUUCCGAGCUUGCUUCCGACACACUCGCCGAUGCCGACAGAAGUCUGAACGAUCGGGAUGAUGACCUCUUCGGCCAUUACAUUCGAUCGCCGCUCCGUCGCCUCGAAAGCGAGAUGAAAGCCAUUAUCACUCACAUGAACUCGCUCAGCCCCCACCACACAGCCUCUGCCACGCUUCCCGUCCUGGUAGCGUUCGACGAUUACGUGGAGCUCAACGUCGAUGGAGUGGAUGAGGUCAAUAAUCCAGUCAAGAGUCUCCGCCGCGCAUGGAACUACAUCACUCGACUCCAAUCUUGCGCCGGAACGCCAAAUUUUUUUCUUUUACUGAUCGGCACCAGCUUCGAAGCAUCUCGACUCUUCUAG